Messenger RNA from Protopolystoma xenopodis, 702 nucleotides. The record is from the annotation of a GenBank genome assembly. Lineage: Eukaryota; Metazoa; Platyhelminthes; Monogenea; Polystomatidea; Polystomatidae.
AUGUCACAAAAUGGCCUGCAGAAUGAACUUGAAUCCCUCACUCGCCUUGGCAAACGUCUUCAACAGCUGGAGGCCGGCCGGUUUGACGAGUUUCGAGGUUCUGAUCAUCUGGGGCCGCCUUUCUCUUCUAGCCAGGACAGCUCUUCGUCUAGAGUUUCUCCCGUAACUAGCGGAAGCAGCAGUGCUGCUUCUCGCUUGCUGAUGGCCAGUGCCACGCUGGAGGAGCUAGUCGACUUUGGUCCGGUUUAUCGGUGCCUGCAUGUGCACUCGGUGCUUAAUGAGCAGGCUGAUUUUGAGCGACAUUACUGUAGUCAGCGCCGAAAGCAAUGCCAGCUUAGCCUCAGUUUGUCCCCUGCCCAGCUGGCUGGGCUCGCCAACUAUAGCGAGUUUUUUGGCGGUUUAGUUGGCUUUUUCUUGGUUGACGAGCACCUCCGACACACUCUGCCUGGCAAACUGGGAGCCUAUCAGGCCUAUCUGGACGAACUCUGGGCCAAUACAGUGCAGAGAAUGCUACGAUUCGCUCAAGUUAAUUCAGCUGCUUGUUCGAGGCCUAGCGGUCUGGUUCGGCUCAAGGAAUUUGUCGUGCUGUUUGUGCGUACCAUGCAGAGCCUAGGCUUUCCCACGGCCGGUUUGGAGGAGAUGAUUGAGCUAGUACAAAAGCGUUAUGAAACAGUUCUCGCCAGCCAAUGGAGAGAUCGGUAA